Messenger RNA from Radiomyces spectabilis, 624 nucleotides. RefSeq lists its product as uncharacterized. Lineage: Eukaryota; Fungi; Mucoromycota; Mucoromycetes; Mucorales; Radiomycetaceae. The record is from RefSeq and is a predicted model, not a curated record. The transcript has 2 exons. Bases 134 to 412 code for a protein of 92 amino acids.
CGCAUAUGGUGUCCUUGCGGCAACUGGUUUCGCGAUUUGUCGACGAAUCCACUUACCUGGCGGCCAUGAAGCAUUUGACGCCGAACCAUGAUGCCGGCCACAGUCUUCAAUUUGUUCUCUAGCUGUCGCCGUCAUGUUUAAGAAACCGGGAAAUUUCAGUUCAGCAAUCACGGCAUAUGAUACUGCGUCAACUGCCCGCAGCUAUAAAAAACAGCAACAGAGUUCGAAUUGGAGCGCUCUUGAGAAGUUUACAACAAGCUUGCGAGAGCAUCAGCAUAUUCCACCGUUGGUACUUGCAAAUCUUGUCAACUUCGGGCCCAUGGCGGACUUGGCUGGACAAAGUUUGUCGGCAUGCAACCAAAAAAUCACCAAAGAUGUACUUUCGCGCCUGACAGACCUUUAUUCCGCUUGAAAGACGUUCAUAUAUUCGUUUAAAAUUGUCAUAGAACGCAAGGCUAUGGGUUUCCGAGCGAUCCAGCCAAUACCCACUACAUCCACGAACCUACACUCUACUUCAUCUUGUUGUAUUUGUAUAUGCAUAUUUCAGUAGUUCCAUUGUUUAUAUAAAAUGUUGGAAAGACGUUGGCAAGAAAUGAGACUGUGGGCCUUUUUCAGAGAUUCUCG